UCAUCUGCAGGUCUUCAGAGCCUCGCCUCUCCUUCACCUUCUUUCUUCACUCUAGUUUUUUACCUGAGACGAGGAGCCCCAGCGAGAGCUCCACACACACCGGCCUCCAAGCUGUCUCUGCGUCUGCUUCCUGCCAUCAUCGUGGACAACGACGAGGACGACGAUGGAAACUUCACCAAAUGGAUGAGCAGCUACUGGGGACAUGGAGACGGAGACGAGCGAGCUAAAGCGCGCAAGAGGAGCUUCAGGAGGUCCAGACAGUCCACGUGUGACCGCCGAGCUUCACUGCCCUGCAUGUCCCAGCUGGAGGCCAUACGUCUGAAGCAUCCUUUAACUCCCACUCACAUCCAGCGGCAUGAAGAUCAGAGGGAGAUGCGUUCCCACCCUCACGCUCGCCGCGUCUCAUCAGACGAGUACAGAGGAACCAAAGCCGGAGGAGCUGAGAGUCGCACCAGCACCGUCCCCGAGCUGACCGAGUCCUUCAAGAGGAUGCUGCGCUUCCGCAACCACAGAGUCCCCGCACUGAGCGAUCCGGACGCCUGUCUGAUCAGCCGUGAAGAGAUGUGCAGGAGAGGUGGAGAAACAGGAAGAGGAGCCCAAGAACUUCACUGUUCCCAUCGCUUCCAUAAAGAGACAGUAUCACUGAGACAGAGACAGGAGUCAGAGCUGGAGGUAGCAGAGCUGAAGAUGUUGAGGUUCUCUUUGGGAGGGACACGGUUGGACAGGAUUAGGAACGAGUACAUCAGAGGGACAGCUCAUGUUGGACAUUUGGGGGACAAAGUUAGGGAGGACAGAUUAAGAUGGUUUGGACAUGUCCAGAGGAGGGAGAGUGAGUAUAUUUGUAGGAGAAUGUUGGACAUGGAGCUGCCAGGCAGGAGGAAAAGAGGAAGGCCAAAGAGGAGGUAUAUGGAUGGAAUAAAUGAGGAUAUGAAGCUAGUGGGUGUAAGUGUUGAGGAUGGAGAAGAUAGGGAUAGGUGGAGAGAGAUGAUUCACUGUGGAGACCCCUGAAGGGAAAAGCCCAAAGAAGAAGAAGAAGAUUGUGUUUUGCACUUCUCGGCCACCGUGCUCAGUUAAUGUAAAGUUUGAUUUCUGAAUAAUGAUAUAUAAUAUAUAUAUUUCCCUAAAAUGUGACCGCAUUUAGCAGUUCUCGCUAAGUCUUUCCACCUCCUG
This is a messenger RNA of Hemibagrus wyckioides, 1170 nucleotides long. RefSeq names its product leukemia NUP98 fusion partner 1 (gene lnp1). The transcript is spliced from 4 exons. NCBI's taxonomy places the organism in Eukaryota, Metazoa, Chordata, Actinopteri, Siluriformes, Bagridae. The record is from RefSeq and is a predicted model, not a curated record. The annotation marks the transcript as partial.